Messenger RNA from Corapipo altera (White-ruffed manakin), 1554 nucleotides. RefSeq lists its product as uncharacterized. The record is from RefSeq and is a predicted model, not a curated record. The coding region runs from base 1 to 603 and encodes 200 amino acids. NCBI's taxonomy places the organism in Eukaryota, Metazoa, Chordata, Aves, Passeriformes, Pipridae. The transcript is spliced from 4 exons.
AUGUCUCUUCCCGCAGCCGCCCCAGCAACCGCAGGCUCCACGCUCCGGGAUCACCGCCGCCCGCCGGGAUGGGCGGGACAGGCCCGCCCCGGCGCCGCGGGAUCGGCCGGGAUCUCCUCCGGCUGCUCUUACUCUCUCACGUUGUUACCAACUAGACAGCCCAGCAGGUGUGUCCAGGGAAGACAUGUUCCCCUCUCAGGCAGGUGGCUUUCACCUCCAUUUCACACUGACCUGGUGAUCAGGUGUUUGACCCAGUAUAGAUCUGUUCUCUGCUGUGAGAUGAGGAGCUACAGAGCCUCUAGAAUCACAUAUAGAAGUGCACAACUACCUCUCCAACGUUCAGGAAGAGAAUGGGUGAAACAAGGUAAUUGUCAGAGAAAUUAUUCUGAGUCAACAGCUCACAUAUUGCACACACUACAAUUAGUCAGGUGCCUUUACAAAGCUGAUCUGAAGUUCCCUACCAUGCCUGGGGCACAGACAAUUCCCUUUCCAUCCCUAUUAAAGACAGGGAUGCUUAGAAGACUCGUGAUGGAAAAAGAGAAGUCAGAGAAAGGGAGGAGUGAAGUCAUGAACUUCAUGAUCAAGUGCUUACAUAUAUCAUAGUCCUUCCCUUGGCUUUUUUUUAACCCAGAAAAACUUGGAUGCAAUAUCAAUAUAAAUACAAAAUUAAUUACAUACAUGACAAUUAAAAGCCUAAUGAGUUUAUUAACAUCAGACAAUUAAGUCUGCUAUUCAGUGAAGCCAGUAUAUAGGAAAUAUGAUCAAGGAUAUAGGACAUACAGAUCAAAAACAUUGAUAUCUAUUGCUUUAGCUCAACCAUAGUUACUGUACCUUAGGCAGGAAUUAAUUCAGGGAAGCCCUGUUGCCUGUGUGAUGUAGGAGGUCAUAUUACACAACCAUGUCAGUCCCUCUAGCCUUACAAUCCAUGAAUAUAAAGUUUAAAACCCACUAAAGCCUUGUCACAUUUAUUUUAUUAAUGCUCCCACACUUUUGCUCAUUCCUGGGAGAUUUGCCCCUAUUUUAUCUUGCUCUGUGUGGCACUAAGCUUUGAAAUUCUGCUACUACUAGAGCACACCAGCCCCAAAGGGUCAAAUUCCUGACAAAAUCCCUUUUAUAGUGACUCCAGGCUGCUUUUAUGGCCAGUUGGGGUCCAGCACUGGAGCACAAACUGGGCUUUUCCAAGCUAAGUGUGGCCUUGAUGCCUGUACAAAUUCCAUGGGCGUUGCAAUAAACAUUGGUUACUGAUGUUUACUUCAUAUGCAUAAUUUCAGUUAAUUUAUUCCCAUCCUCCCCAGUCUACUUCAUAAAAACUUUAUGCUCUGCAAUUCAGCCAGUUAAAUCAAAAUCUUCUGUAGAAAACUCUGGAUUCUGUGAGCUGUACUGAUACUGAGUGAAGUAAUUUUCUAUGGACAACUCUCUACACCUGAAAUUAGCAGCAUUUUUCUUUCAGUUAUUUGAAGAAGACAUAAAGCAAAUGUAAUUCCUGUGAGUUAUUCAUUAAGGUUAACAGAUUAUGAGACUUUCAGGUAAAUUUUUUUACCCAAAUUUUCAGAG